AUGGCCGACAUCAUUGGAGAAAACACUCCACUCUCUGAUGAAAUCAUGAACGCUCCUCAUCCCAAGUUUAAAAUGCCGCAUAUUGAGAAAUACAAAGGCGGAUGUGACCCAGUCGACAAUGUGCAAAACUUCUUUGACUUAAUGUCACUGCCGGCGACCACCUCCUCAUCUCGCAAAGCCCUAAGCAAGAUCGCAUGUAAUCGUCUCCAGAAGGAGCUCGUCGAGUGGCAGGUCAAUCCCCCCGCCGGAUUCAAGCACAAGGUCUCUGAUAAUCUCCAGAGAUGGGUUAUUGAGGUUAAUGGAGCGCAAAGGACUUUGUACGCCAAUGAGACUUAUCAGCUUCAGGUUGAUUUUCAUGAGCAUUACCCUAUGGAAGCGCCUCAGGUGAUUUUUCUGAAUCCAGCACCGUUGCAUCCGCAUAUCUACAGCAACGAGCAUAUUUGUUUAGAAGAUGGAUAUCUGCCUAUUAUAUUUCCUUGUUUGCAACUUAAAGCAAAUGCCAUAAUGAUAUCUGCCUAUUAUAUUUCCUUGUUUGCAACUUAA
Messenger RNA from Asparagus officinalis (garden asparagus), 543 nucleotides. Its product is annotated as probable ubiquitin-conjugating enzyme E2 18. The coding region runs from base 1 to 543 and encodes 180 amino acids. NCBI's taxonomy places the organism in Eukaryota, Viridiplantae, Streptophyta, Magnoliopsida, Asparagales, Asparagaceae. The record is from RefSeq and is a predicted model, not a curated record. The transcript has 7 exons.